GUGGUGCCCACAUUACUGAUAUCUCAUUAAAAGAAAUCGCUCAUCUGUGUUCGAACCUUCAACAUAUCCACUUGAUCGAUUGUGAAAAAGUGACGGAUUAUGGAAUUAGCAUUAUAGCCACCUCAUAUCCAAAUAUGCUUAGUUUUUCUUUUACAAAUGGAAACGGUUUAUAUGAUAAAUUUAAUAAUGAGGGUAUUUCCGAUGUUUCUGUUAAAAAAAUCGCUCAGUGUUGUCCCGAUCUCCAAUAUCUUAAUGCUAGUUGGAAUUGUAUAUCCGAUGAUUCCAUUUGUAUAAUAGUGCGAUCAUGCCCAAAUCUUGAACAACUUUAUCUUGAAGGUUGCAAUAUUACCGAUAUAACUAUGACUGCAUUAGCAAAUUUAUGUAAUCUCCAGAAGCUCGAUAUUGAGGAAUGCGACAGAAUUAGUAUCAAUGCAAUUAUAACAUUGCAAAAUAAAAAUCCUGCUCUUGAUAUUGUCGGUUGGUAUCCAGAUACGAAUAGUGAGUCAGCGUGA
This is a messenger RNA of Entrophospora sp. SA101, 512 nucleotides long. The record is from the annotation of a GenBank genome assembly. Lineage: Eukaryota; Fungi; Glomeromycota; Glomeromycetes; Entrophosporales; Entrophosporaceae.